Messenger RNA from Corvus hawaiiensis (hawaiian crow), 4647 nucleotides. It is a transcript of the gene ROR2, whose product is annotated as receptor tyrosine kinase like orphan receptor 2. Gene Ontology annotation, cellular component: signaling receptor complex. The transcript is spliced from 9 exons. Gene Ontology annotation, molecular function: ATP binding; protein binding; transmembrane receptor protein tyrosine kinase activity. The record is from RefSeq and is a predicted model, not a curated record. Gene Ontology annotation, biological process: protein phosphorylation; positive regulation of kinase activity; multicellular organism development. The coding region runs from base 202 to 3027 and encodes 941 amino acids. Lineage: Eukaryota; Metazoa; Chordata; Aves; Passeriformes; Corvidae.
GCGGAGGAGGAGGAGGAGGAGGGGAAAGGAGCGCAGCUUCCUCCGCCCCCAGUCGGGGUCGGUCCGUUAGCAGGAGCGCAGGGCCGGGGCGGCGGUGCCCGGGACGAGUUUGCGGCAGCGCCUCCGGACCCCUCUCCGCCCCAGGCGCUGCUCCCUGCGGGCUACCUGCGGGAUCUGUGCCGCGGCGGCCGGGCGGGCAGCAUGGACCCCGCGGCGGCGGCGGGACGGCGGGGGGCGGCGGGCCGCCUCCUGCUCCUGCUGGCGGCCGCGUCGCUCCUUUGCCUCCGCGCGGCAGGUGAAAUGGAAAUUCCAGAUUCAAAUGACCCCUUAGGUCAUGUGGAUGGACUUGAGAGACCAAUUCCAACACCUAAAGGUUACUUCCUGACCUUCUUGGAACCAGUAAACAAUAUCACUGUAGUCCAGGGGCAAACAGCAAUCCUCCACUGCAAGGUAGCAGGAAAUCCAUCCCCGAAUGUCAAAUGGCUAAAAAAUGAUGCUCCAGUGGUUCAGGAGCCAAGACGGAUCAUCAUCAGAAAAACAGAUUAUGGUUCACGUCUGAGAAUCCAGGAUCUGGAUACCACAGACACAGGAUACUACCAGUGUGUGGCUUCAAAUGGGAUGAAGACAAUAACUGCAACAGGAGUUUUGUUUGUCAGGCUCGGUCCAACAAACAGCCCAAAUCACAAUCUUCAAGAAGAUUACCAUGAAGAUGGGUUCUGUCAGCCAUAUAGGGGAAUUGCGUGUGCACGAAUCAUUGGAAACAGAACCAUUUAUGUGGACUCCCUCCAGAUGCAAGGGGAAAUUGAAAACCGAAUUACUGCUGCGUUCACCAUGAUUGGUACUUCGACGCAUUUGUCUGACCAGUGCUCGCAGUUCGCUAUACCCUCCUUCUGCCACUUUGUGUUUCCCCUGUGCGAUGAGCGCUCUCGGACCCCUAAGCCACGGGAGCUGUGCCGGGAUGAAUGUGAAGUUCUGGAGAAUGAUCUCUGUAGGCAGGAGUAUAACAUUGCUAGGUCAAACCCUCUCAUCCUGAUGCAGCUACAGUUGCCUAAGUGUGAGGACCUCCCACGACCUGACACCUUGGAAGCUGCCAACUGCAUAAGAAUUGGGAUCCCUGUGGAGAGACUGAGCCGAUAUCAUCAGUGCUACAACGGUUCUGGAGCUGACUACAGAGGGACUGUCAGCGUUACCAAGUCUGGCCAUACUUGCCAGCUCUGGGACUCACAGAGUCCCCACAACCAUGAUCUGACAAGCGCACAGUUUCCAGAGCUAGGUGGAGGACAUGCGUAUUGUCGAAAUCCUGGAGGUCAAAUGGAUGGUCCCUGGUGUUUUACAAAGAAUAAAAACGUACGCAUGGAACUGUGUGACAUACCUUCUUGUAGUCCACGUGACAACAGCAAAAUGGGAAUCCUCUACAUCCUUGUUCCCAGCAUAGCCAUCCCCCUGGUGAUAGCCUGCCUUUUUUUCCUGGUCUGCAUGUGCAGAAACAAGCAGAAGGCAUCUGCUGCUACACCACAGCGCCGCCAGCUGAUGGCAUCUCCCAGCCAAGACAUGGAAAUGCCGCUCAUUAAUCAACACAAACAGGCUAAGCUUAAAGAAAUUAAUCUGUCCACUGUGCGGUUUAUGGAGGAACUAGGAGAGGAGAGGUUUGGCAAAGUCUACAAGGGGCAUCUCUUUGCUACAGCACCAGGUGAACAGACACAAGCCGUUGCCAUUAAGACGCUUAAAGACAAAGCAGAACUGGCUCUUCGGGAAGAAUUUAAACAUGAGGCAAUGAUGAGAUCACGAUUACAGCACCCAAACAUAGUUUGUUUGCUGGGAAUAGUGACAAAGGAACAACCUAUAAGUAUGAUAUUUAGUUAUUGUUCCCACAGUGAUCUCCAUGAGUUCUUGGUGAUGAGAUCUCCCCAUUCAGAUGUUGGCAGCACUGAUGAUGACAAGACAGUGAAAUCCACCCUGGAACCAGCAGACUUUUUUCACAUUGUGACUCAGAUAGCUGCAGGAAUGGAAUACCUUUCUAGCCACCAUGUUGUCCACAAGGACUUGGCAACUAGAAAUAUACUGGUGUUCGAUAAACUGAAUGUGAAAAUAUCUGAUUUGGGCCUUUUCAGGGAAGUUUAUGCUGCUGAUUACUACAAACUGAUGGGAAAUUCCCUUCUUCCUAUCCGGUGGAUGUCCCCUGAGGCUAUUAUGUAUGGCAAGUUUUCUAUUGAUUCGGAUAUAUGGUCAUAUGGAGUUGUGCUGUGGGAAGUUUUCAGCUAUGGCCUACAGCCUUACUGUGGUUAUUCUAACCAGGAUGUCAUUGAGAUGAUCAGGAACCGACAGGUUUUGCCAUGUCCUGAUGACUGCCCCACAUGGAUAUACACUUUGAUGUUGGAGUGUUGGAAUGAAUUUCCCAACAGAAGACCAAGAUUUAAGGAUAUACAUAAUAGACUAAGAACAUGGGGAAACCUUUCUAAUUACAACAGCUCAGCGCAAACUUCUGGGGCAAGCAACACCACACAAACAAGUUCUCUCAGCACAAGCCCUGUUAGUAAUGUCAGCAAUGCUAGAUACAUUGGACCAAAGCAGAAAACUCCAGCCUUCCCUCAACCUCAGUUCAUACAAAUGAAAGGCCAGAUGAGGCCAAUGGUCCCACCUCCUCAGCUCUACAUUCCAGUCAAUGGUUACCAGCCAAUGCCUGCCUAUGGUGCUUACUUGCCAAAUUUUUAUCCCGUCCAAAUUCCAAUGCAAAUGGCUCCUCAGCAAAUACCCCCCCAGAUCAUUCCCAAACCAGGCUCCCACCACAGCGGGAGUGGAUCUACCAGCACAGGCUAUGUAACAACAGCACCUUCGAAUGCGUCGGUGGCCGACAGGGCUGCUCUGCUGUCAGAAGGCACGGAUGACACACACAAUGGAACGGAAGAUAUUGCCCAGAACCCUGUCCAGGAGGAGGAGGAAGAAGAGGGCUCUGUGCCUGAAACAGAAUUGCUGGGUGAUAAUGACACACUUCAGAUGGACGAAGCAGAAAUUCAAUCAGAAGCCUAAGGAAUUUGGCCUCAUUGCUAAGAAUUCCACGUCGCUUCCAUGCAUGGAGACGGUAGAUCCUUAGGCUUAAUAGAGUGAUUUUGAUCUGACUCAAAGAAACAAAACUAAAAAAAGCAACACCCAUUUAAAGUGCAGCAGUAAUGAUAUACCAGGUUUAAUGACCAUUGCUGCCAUCAGAUUUUUCAAAUAUGAUGGUAUAGAAUUGCUGGGUUUAAUCUUUUUACUGUCCUACAGUUCUUGAGAGAAGCUGCUUUUCAAAUAUGUACUGUUGCUGUGCAACAUAUUGCAGAGUAGCAUUGCACAUCAUGUAUAUCAUGAUAUGUGAGUGUAAUGUUAGUGAAUUAUGCUUAAACCAAUAACACAAAAAGGAAUCCAGCUGGUUGCAGAACUGCUCUAAGCAUAAAGAAGUGCCCUGGAUGUGAUGGACAGCUUAGUUUGUAGUAUUUAUCUCUUCGACAAAAUGGACACAAGACUGUUGUUUGCUUUUUGAGUCAGAAAAACUAAGUUGAGAAUAAUGAUCUGUGUUUGUAUUACAAUAACAAGAAAAGGGGGGAAACUGAACAUAAAACUGGCUGUGCUGAGUAAGACCACAGGUCUGUCCAGUCCAGCAGCAUGUCUUGAAAGACCGUCGAUAAUGUCUGCCCAGGGACAGACUGCAAGGGCAACUUCCCUUGUGGAAUUUUCCCAGGGUAUUUCCCCAGCCUCCAGCAAUUUGUGGCUUAGGGUCUUCCCAAGCCUGAAGUGGAUUUUUUUUUCUUCUAAAUAGCCCUUGAUGGAAUUUUCUAUCGUGGAUUUAUCCAAAUGAUUUUGAGCUCACAUAAAGUUAGAGUAUCCACAAGAGCUUGUGGAAUAACAUGAGAGGAGAAAGGAUGGUUUUCUUUCAUCACUUCGGGUGAGUGACUGUGACAGAAGCUUCCCAAUGAGAUCAUCUGACUGCAUUUAUGGAUGAGAGUAUUCCGUCUCUGCUGUGUAUUUUCAGCAGCAAACAGCCUUAAUACACUGUUAACCAAAAAUGGGGAUAUUGUAGGGGAUAUUAUAGGUGUGCACUAACUUAAUAAAUCCAACUUUAACUUCGUAUUGGUUAUCAAGUAUAGAAAAGGUCUCCACAUGUAUGUUCCUACAUUGUAAAAGUGUUGGGUUUUGUGCGGGGUUAUAGACUUACUUGAUUUACCACAGUUACUGCUGGAUUGCAUGUGAAACCAUGUUUUUUUUCCUGGCUUUUUAGUAAAAAUUAUCUUUGAACUUUAGAAGACCAAAAUAAGCAAUACUGUACAAGGUGCUGUUUUUGUGCUUCUAUUUGCAGGAUGAAUCAUGUACAGACCUUUAAAUGUAAUUUAUGUUUUACUGCAUUUUAUAUACAUUUUUUCAUUGAAAUAUUUGGACUUUUGAAUGAAUGACUUUAUAACUUAACCAUUUACAAUAUUCACAUGUGGUGCAGUUUUAUAGUAUUGCUGUUUCAUUUUGUUAAACAUGCAGACAGGUCCAUACAUUUCGUGACCCCUUUCUGUAAUACAAGCAGUACACAUUCUCAUUGUAGCAUUGUAGCCAACACACACUAUAGCUAUAAGCUGUACAUCCAACAUGGAUUAUUCAAUAAAGUGAUGCAAAAAGUAUGAUGAA